Molecule: messenger RNA, 2647 nt
Organism: Drosophila ananassae
Lineage: Eukaryota; Metazoa; Arthropoda; Insecta; Diptera; Drosophilidae
Product: protein rhomboid
Exons: 4
Coding region: 479-1576 (365 amino acids)
Cellular component (GO): membrane
Molecular function (GO): serine-type endopeptidase activity
Source: RefSeq, a predicted model, not a curated record
UAUAAAAGCCGGUGCCGUUGGGAAGUCUGCUUGAGAUACAAGAUACAAUUGACGCGGUCGAGAUACAUGGAUAUUCAGUUAGCUCGCUGUUAACUGUCGGCUGCUUGAAAAAAUCAAAAAAAGAAAAAACGACGACGUGUGUGUGGGUGCAACAGCAGAAAGAUACAAGAUACAGAAACCAGAAAAUACAUCAAAUAAAAUAAUACAUCUCGGAAUAAAUAUUUCGAAAAUGAUUUUUCGAGUUAGCAGUGAAAUUGAGAUCGAGUUCCGAACCUGUGAGAAAAGUGGCAAAGUGAAAGAACAACAACAUUUGGAUUAAAGUCGGCGGAUAAAAUAAAAGCACAACAGCACAAGUAUUUUGGAUAAUAUAGAAGAGGCCUCAGAGGAGGAGAAGCAGCCGCCCAAGCAAGAAAACCCCAAGAAUUUUCUUCUUCGGCGCCACAAGUGAAAAGGAAACACACGAAAAGUGAAAACCAAGAUGGAAAAGCCAACAGCGAAUGUAAACGAAACUAAAGUGCAGAUGGAGAUGGAGAUGGAGAUGGAGAUGGAGAAGGAGGAGAAGGAGCCAGUUGAGGCUACUCCUGACUCUCCCCAUCGGAAAGAGACCAUCAUUGACAUUCCACCCGUGUGCUCCACCGCGAAUUCCUCGUCCUAUGACACGGACUGCAGCACGGCCAGCAGUACCUGCUGCACCCGCCAGGGCGAGCACAUCUACAUGCAGCGCGAUCCGGGUCAUGUCCCAGUCACACCUCUACCGGAGGCGUGUGGCGAGGAUCUGGAUAUGCUGAAGUACGAACAGCGCCGGCACUGGCCCUGGUUCAUCCUGGUGAUCUCCAUCAUUGAGAUUGCAAUCUUCGCCUACGACCGCUACACCAUGCCCGCCCAGAACUUCGGGCUACCAGUUCCAAUUCCAUCCGACUCGGUGCUGGUCUAUCGGCCGGACAGGAGGCUACAGGUGUGGCGAUUCUUCAGCUAUAUGUUCCUGCACGCCAACUGGUUCCACCUGGGCUUCAACAUCGUCAUCCAGCUGUUCUUCGGCAUUCCCCUGGAGGUGAUGCACGGCACGGCCAGGAUCGGUGUCAUCUAUAUGGCGGGCGUGUUUGCCGGAUCACUGGGCACCAGUGUGGUGGACUCGGAGGUGUUCCUGGUGGGAGCUAGCGGUGGUGUAUACGCCCUGUUGGCCGCUCACUUGGCCAACAUCACCCUCAACUAUGCGCACAUGAAGAGCGCCUCCACGCAGCUGGGAUCAGUGGUUAUCUUUGUCUCCUGCGAUUUGGGAUAUGCUCUGUAUACCCAGUACUUCGAUGGUGGGGCCUUCGUCAAGGGUCCACAGGUGUCGUACAUUGCCCACCUCACAGGAGCCCUGGCAGGACUCACGAUCGGCUUCCUGGUGCUGAAGAACUUCGGGCACCGGGAGUACGAACAGCUCAUCUGGUGGCUGGCACUGGGCGUCUACUGUGCCUUCACCGUCUUCGCCAUCGUCUUCAAUCUGAUCAACACGGUUACGGCCCAGUUGAUGGAGGAGCAGGGCGAGGAGAUCACCCAGCACUUGCUGCACGAUCUGGGUGUGUCAUAAAUGCAUUCAGGAUCCAGGUCCAAAGGAUACAGGAGAGAUUGAGAGACAAAAGAAAAAAAAAAAAGAGAGAGUUCGUGGCGAAGGCGAAAAGAAAAGUUCACUCUGCGAUUUAGUUAAAAACUAAAUUGGAAUUAAUUGGCUUUUGCUUUUCGGUUAGCAUUACCGUUAUCGUUACCGUUACCGUUUGCAGUUACCGUUAACCGUUUCAGUUCCGAAUACACAAACUCAAAAAGCAAAAACCCUAAAACCUAAAACCUAAAAAAUAAAACUCAAAUAACAACACUGAAAAAUAAACUAUAAACCGAAGCCGAAACGUGUAAACAAAUGUUGUGAUAGAACCAAAGACUGAAUUUAUUUCGCGUGUAAAAAACCAAUUAAAAGAUUGAGGAAAGGAAUCAAGAAACAGAUUUGCAAAAAAAAAAAAAGAAAGAAGGAGGAUCCCGAAUACUAAUCGCCUCUCACUAUAAUUUGAAUUAAGCAAUUCGUUUAUAUUGUUUCGCCUGUUUUCUUAAAAACAUAUAAGUACAUAUAUUUAUUGGCCGCAAUUAACUCUGAACUGUAUGAAAUUGUUUAUACAUCCAUAACUCGAACUAUGUACGUAGUCUUAGCGAUAAAUAUCUGUAUCUGUAGAUAUAACUAGCUCCCUAACAAAUUGUUUCAAAUUGUAAAUACUAUUAAGUCGCACACUAGUCAGCAAACAAAACAAAAACAAAAAAAAAGGAAAAACUAAAAAACAAAGGCAAGGGCAUUAAAUCCGAUGGAAAACCACAGCAAAGAACCAUUCAAUUCAGAUCAAUUAAGCAAAUCGAAUUAAAUUAAAUUAAAGUCACUUAAUGCGUUACAAAAUCGAGCAAAUAUUUAUCCCAGAAACAAACCACACUCGUACACACAAAAAGUAUUACUAAUUAUAUUUAUUUAUUGUAGGGCAUAUGCGAGGGUUUAUUAAUUUGUCAAUCGAGCCAACUAUUUAUUUAUUUAUUUAAUAAUUUAGUGAAAUUCACACAAAAAAUCAAGCACGAAAAAAACAAGGGAAAGUGUAAGAGGAGUUACAAAAAAAUAAAAGCAAACAAA